Messenger RNA from Fukomys damarensis (Damara mole-rat), 1169 nucleotides. Its product is annotated as torsin-1A-interacting protein 2. Bases 247 to 642 code for a protein of 131 amino acids. The transcript has a single exon. Lineage: Eukaryota; Metazoa; Chordata; Mammalia; Rodentia; Bathyergidae. The record is from RefSeq and is a predicted model, not a curated record.
AAUUGAUAACAUUAUAGACUGGAUUGGUCCCUGAGUUCAAAGACUUGCAAUUGAGUGAAAGACAGACAUCAAAAUCUUGAAGAAUUACACUGAGGUGCAAGCCAAAGUUCACCCUCUGCAAAUAAUGUUUGUUCAACUGAGAAGUUGCUAAACCAAACCUGUAAUAGGACUGUUUAUUUGGGCGUCUUUCUGUCAUUUUUGUCUCUUGGUGUUGCAUUGCUCUCUGUAUUGUCUUGCUAAGGCCAGAUGUUCUCAGACAAUUCACAUUGUCCUGAUUGUGGACAACAGUGGUUUCCUAGUUUAGAACUAGGCCACUGGUUGUACCAAACUGAACUUGUUGAAAAUGAAUGUUACCAAGUCUUUUUAGACCGUAUUAAUAGAGCUGAUUAUUGCCCUGAAUGUUAUCCUGAUAAUCCUGCUAAUAGAAGUCUUGUUCUUCCUUGGUCUUUUCCACUUGAGUGGGCUCCCCAAAAUCUCACCAGGUGGACCUUUGAAAAAGCUUGCCAUCCUUUUCUUCUGGGUCCUCCACUGCUUAGAAAAAGGAUACAUGACUCCAGAGUAGCUGGCUUUAACCCUGCAUUGCAGUUAAUCUUGACCAGAACAGAUAAAACCUUAAACAAAAAACUUGGCCAAAACAAAUAACUUCUAUAAUGGUCAAAAUCAUGGAGAUUCUAGGGAGUUUUGUGCUAGAAGCCUAAGGAAGAUGGAGAAAUAAUUUAAUUUCUCUUUUUUUUCUUCUCUUUUCUUGUUUGUGGUGCUAGGGAUCAAACCUGGGGACCCAUGCUUGCUACCACCGAGCUAUGUCCCCAGCCUUUGUUUCUAAAUCUGAUCCAGAUGGUCACUGUUUCUGGGAACAUCUUAAAUUGUUGAGUCUGCUUCUGUGGCUACACUAACUUUGUUUAGCAUGAAUUUAGUCAGUAUUCUGGAGAGACUGUUCAUCUAGAACCAGACUAAUCCAUAAUCCCUAUAAGUAAGUGAUGUUUUAGAAGUAAUUUUAGAACUAGCUAAUCUCCUCAGAAGUUCCAGGGCUUAAUUACUGACAUAUAACAAGAUAGUCCUAAAGGGAAGGCCUCAUACUGUGUACCCCAUAAUUGUAUUUCUAAUAAUAACUUCAUUUUUGUUUGUUUGGCUUGUUUGUUUUUUUGUUUUUUGAGACAGCAGGGUCUCAU